AUGGCGGUGGCCGGGGGCGCUAGCAGUCGUGCAAAUUCGAGAUAUGCGAUGAUGAAAGUCUCAAAGUAGCUGCAAUAUAUUGAAUUACAUCAUGUUACAGCCUAGAAAUAGAGAUUAUAACAUUGAACUUGAUAAAAAACGAUUAAAUUCAACGAUUCGGCGAGUUGAGUCAAGUAUCGUACACACAAAACCAUGCAUUGAAAAUUCCUUUGAAUUCACAAGUCAACAAAGCCAAAGGUAUUUGGUAUGGUCCCUAUGGAAAGAGCUGCAGUUUCACAUGCUGAUUUUGACGAUAUUUACAGAUUUUUAAAUGGCAGUGGGCUUUAAAAUGAAAGACUGGAUUAUGGAGGGUGAAUUAAGAUGCUUGAAGUGGAAGGCAUUAGACCUUCCAAAGAGGAAGCCAAGCAAGAGGGCUGUAGAAGGAAAACCAAACUCAUCACAGAAAACUACCACGCUUUGCUGAUAGCCUGAUACAACCAAGGUACCAUGGGUGCCAUUGGUGUAACUUCAGGAAAAGGUUCCAGUGACACUUAUGCUGAAACACAACAAUUCAUCAGCAGGCAUAACUAAGAAUAGGCAGUCUUGGUGAUAGGGAACAUAAAUGCAAGCAACUUUGGAAAAGCUGCACACAAGGAAAUCUCUUAUUCUCACAGUGGAGCUACUGUAAAGCAACAUACAAGGAAGUCUCGGGAAGACCAAACAACAGAAUAAUGAACAAACUGAACUCCACAGCGACAAGGUAGAGCAGCAUCUGGUGUUAUCAACCGCAAGAGCUUAAGGUCGAAUUGCUAAUUUUGAAACGGAAAAAUAAAAGUAAUAAAUUUCUCGUGUUUAUUGAAAAAUAAAUGGUCAACGAUCAAGAAGCUGGCAAUAUUUGAAAUAGGUCCGAUGAUUGUGGCUAAUCUAAACAACAAACGAACAAGGAGAAUAUUUUGUGGAAUUGUCAUUUUUGUCGGGAUUAUAUCAAUUUUCUCCUGGCAUUUGGUUGUAGGGCAACAGAAAUGGUUAAUCACUUCAUGGUCGGUAGUAAAGGAAACAAAUCGGACAAGAUUACUGGCGAAUUCAAAGUUGCUUCGCUACGAGUUCAACAGAGACCUAAACGUGGAAAAUAUAUUUGAAUCUAAAAAUAUUCUACAAAACAAAGAGUGGAAACCCUUUUCAAAGAAGGUUUUAAUAAUUAGCCGUGGAAGAUCUGGAUCGUCGUUCUUGGGUGAUCUCUUUAACCAAAACAACAAAGUCUUCUAUUUAUUUGAGCCAUUAGGAUGGGCUGCGAGAGAACGUGGACAUAACGCGGCGAAAUUUAAAAUUCUUAACGAUAUAUAUGAUUGUAGGUUCACCAAUGAAAUAUAUUUAAAUUUUUUGCUAAAGGAACGCGGUCAUAGAAGGAAAAGUAAGAAACUGUCGACAUUUCCAGGACAGUGCAGUAAGUUAUCAAAUAGUCCAGAACUAUGCCUUUAUAUGAUUUUAAAAUCUUCCUGCUUCAGUUCUAAUGUCACUGUUGCAAAGGUCUUGACUCACAGACUUCCACAUGGCGGCCUUUGGGGAAUAAGGAAAAUUCUGGACGCAGAUAAGAGCCUACGGAUUGUUCAUUUAAUCCGCGAUCCACGCCGCGUAAUUGCAUCUAUGAAAAAGGUAGGAUGGUUUAAAAACAAGGACUUUACUCAACAAGUUAAAUAUGUCUGUCACAUUGUUUGGGCAAACAUUAAACAUGUUCAAAAUGAAUCCAUGUAUUAUAAGGACCGCUACAAACUCGUAGUUUUCAGUGAUCUGAUGCUUGAUCCAUUCUCAACUGUUAAAGAAUUGUAUGAUUUCCUCGAACUGGGACCAGUUCCUGCGAAUAUUUUUUCAUGGAUUAAAAAGAAUACGAUGAUGAAGGUAAAAGGAAAAUCUGGAACAUAUCAGACUACAAGAAAUUCAACUGAGGUUCUAACUAGGAAAGUAAAAUUUCCGAAAUUUGAAGAAAUGGUUAUUGAUAAAUAUUGUGAAGAUGUAAUUAACUUCAUACAUACAACAAAGAGUAUUUCCAGAAAAUUGCUUAACUAUUCUUAGAAAUUGUUAAUAUCAAUCAUGAAAGCGCUCAUUUUUGUUGACUCAA
Dendronephthya gigantea is the source of this 2095-nucleotide messenger RNA. RefSeq names its product carbohydrate sulfotransferase 3-like. The record is from RefSeq and is a predicted model, not a curated record. Gene Ontology annotation, molecular function: N-acetylglucosamine 6-O-sulfotransferase activity. The transcript has 4 exons. NCBI's taxonomy places the organism in Eukaryota, Metazoa, Cnidaria, Anthozoa, Malacalcyonacea, Nephtheidae. Gene Ontology annotation, biological process: N-acetylglucosamine metabolic process; sulfur compound metabolic process. The coding region runs from base 889 to 2049 and encodes 386 amino acids.